This is a messenger RNA of Priapulus caudatus, 909 nucleotides long. RefSeq names its product 28S ribosomal protein S36, mitochondrial-like. The coding region runs from base 147 to 476 and encodes 109 amino acids. The record is from RefSeq and is a predicted model, not a curated record. Gene Ontology annotation, biological process: 2-oxoglutarate metabolic process. The transcript has 4 exons. Lineage: Eukaryota; Metazoa; Priapulida; Priapulimorpha; Priapulimorphida; Priapulidae.
AAAAUAUUUGUUGCUUUUGUCAAUCUCUACAUAUAAUUAAAAAACAUUAUUUAGUGUACAUCCGUAAUAAUAAAGGUUACUGCGUAUUAUGCGCGUGCAAAGGGCUCUGUGACAUAGGGCAGUUGUUCUGAGAGGUAUGUGUAAACAUGGCUACCCCCAUCAAAAUAAGUCAGGUUAUUCGGCAACAUAUUCCAUUGAUCAAGUUUAGAUAUGGUGUUGGGAAGAAAUCUCAUGGCUUAAAUCGGAUGAUUUCAGGUGCAUCCGAUACACCAGCACCACAGCAAGCAUCUGCCUUGGCUGCACCACUACAGGCAGCUGUCACAACACCAUCCACACUGGAUCCAGUUGGACCAGCGAUCGGUAACACAAUGCGUGGCUCUGGGAUUCCAUUUGUAGAUCUUCCUGUACGUUUUCAAAGGAAACCAAUCAGUGAAGAGGAACUUGAAUAUAUCAAUGGGAGAGGGGAUCCAAACUGAAGGAAGUUCCAUUCUGAUCCAGGCUGUUGAAAUGUACUACAUGUUGACAGCUCUUGUGUUGCUUCGUUUGUUAGUAAAUGUAAAUAGAUUUGGUUUUUGAAAUGAAAUCAGUCCAACUUUAUUAAUAAUUAUAUGAGGACAGGUCUCGUCAUUUUUGAAAUGUUUGUUUAUUUAUGAGGUUGAUUAUAAAUAGUAGGAACAAAUAGAAAUUUGGGUUGUGCACAGAGUACAUAACCAAGAUUGAUCGGUGACAUAUUCUGUACUGGACUUUCUGUCACUAGCUUGACCGAUUUUCUUGUUUGCUCAUAGGAAACAUUAUCCACUCAGCUUAUCAAGAAGCUUGUAGUAAAACCAUUUUUUGGCAAUGAAAUUCAGAUGAGAGUUCUGCGUGUUAAAAAUUGUUAUUAUAAAAUAAACUGAUAUGAAAUACUAA